Messenger RNA from Eriocheir sinensis (Chinese mitten crab), 11901 nucleotides. It is a transcript of the gene Sec16, whose product is annotated as protein transport protein Sec16A-like. The coding region runs from base 176 to 9565 and encodes 3129 amino acids. Gene Ontology annotation, cellular component: ER to Golgi transport vesicle membrane; endoplasmic reticulum exit site. Gene Ontology annotation, biological process: autophagy; Golgi organization; COPII vesicle coat assembly. The record is from RefSeq and is a predicted model, not a curated record. The transcript is spliced from 21 exons. NCBI's taxonomy places the organism in Eukaryota, Metazoa, Arthropoda, Malacostraca, Decapoda, Varunidae.
CAACAAUAUUUCCUAGAUUAGUUAUUCUAGUCUUGGGCAGCAGAAGGCGGGCGGGAUUCAGAACCUAAACAGCGAGGAAGUGAAAGUACGGGAGCGGGUCGGAACGCGGCCAUCGUCCACGUCCAGCUGGGUGGUGAUGGCGGGCCGCGCACAGCCGCUGUUUUAGGUCACCCAGAUGCAUCGGAAAAGAGGUCGGUUGCAGGGCGGCCACAAGAUUGGAGGCCCCCUUCAGCCCCUCACACAGCCUGCCUUUGGCCAGACAGGCGGUGGACCAGCACAGAGAAUCCCUACACAGCAUGAAGCCCCAACUCAGUCUCGGCCUCCCCAACCCCCUCACAGCCAACAGCAGCCUGUAAUGCCACAGCAGCAGCAGCAGCAGCCAGAAAACAGCUGGGGGUGGGGCAGUGAAGGUUCAAGUGCAUGGGACUGGGGUGAGAGUAAUGAGGGGUGGUCAUCAGGAGCCCCCCAGCAACACCCCCAGCAGCAGCAGCAACAACAGCAGCACUACCCUCAGCACUACAACCAGCCUCAUUCCUACCCCCAGCAGCAGCCCCUACAGCCCAGCAGACAGGAGCAGUUUGGCAAGCCUGCGGAGAUUACUACUUACAGCCACGUGCAGCACACAGCCACCUCGCAGCCACAGCCACAGUCACAGCCACAGCCACAGCCACAGCCACAGUCACAGCCACAGCCACAGUCACAGCCACAGCCACAGUUACAGCCACAGCCACAGUACUUGAAUGGCAGCAGUCAGAAUGGGAACAAUGGGGAUGACUGGAGCAACUGGGGGGAUGACUGGGGCUCUGCUGACAGCUACAAUAACAAUAUAAACAACAACAACAACAGCAGCAGCGUCAGUAGCAAGCCGGCCAGCUAUGGGAAGCAUGACACUAACAGUGAUCUUUGUCAGAACUAUCAUGCAUAUCACCAGUACCAACAGCAACAACAACCUCAGCAACAGCAACUUCAGCAGCAGCAGCAACAACAGCAACAGCACCAGCAACAAUUUGAACAGCAACAGCAACACCAGCAGCAGGAGCAGCAAGAGCAAUACCAGCAGAAACAGGGUCAGGUGCUGCACCACAGUCAGUACACAGCACAGAAGCAACAGUACACACAACAGUCACAGCAACAGCCCUUGGAGAACAGCCAGCCCUACAGUGAACAGGAAUAUGGCACUCACUAUCAACACCAGCCUGCACUUCCCCAGCAGCCCCAGCAGGAGGCAACACAGCAGCAGCAGGCAGCAGAUGACAACUGGGGGUGGGGGACUGAGGAUGAAUGGCAGGUUAAUGGACAGGCUACUGAGCAACCUCAGGAGACUGCUGCCCAUCAAGCCGCAGAGCCCCCACAGCAGUCAGCCAGCUGUGAGACAGCAGGAGAGGCAGAUACAACUACUACUCAGCCUGCUGUGAACACUACCAGCAAAGCUGGUGAUGGCUGGCCUGACUGGGAGGAGCAAACUCACACAGCAACAAGUCACAUGCCUGAGCAGCAGCAGCAGCAGCAGCAGCAGGAGCCUCACAUCCACACAGCAGAGCCCACUGCCUACCCUGGUGGUGAGGAGGCAGUUCAGGCCCAGCAAGACACCUCUCAGUGGACUCAGCAGCAGUGGGAGGAUAGCUGGGGCCACUCCACCACUCAGGAAACAGCUGCUGACCUCCACUCCAUGACACACUCCGGUGCUGAUGCCACCACCACCACUGCCACCACUGCUGAGCACCAGAGUUAUGGCCAUUAUGACUCAUACCAGCAGGAGCUGGCAGAGGGUGGGGGACACUAUGCACCACCAGAGGAGCAGCACCACCACCAUUCAGCACAGCAGGACCACCACCACAGCACCACUACAGCCUCAGAGAGUGAUGUACUGCACAGCAAGGGAGCAACCACCACCACCACCACCACUGCCACCAGCUUACAGACAUCAACCCUAUUGAUGAACAAUUUUGAUGAUGAUAACUGGGGUGAUGGCUGGGGGGAGGUGGAAGUCCCACAGCCCCCACACAGUAACUCAGAGCCCACUGCUCAGCAGACAACCACAUCUGAGGACUAUGCUGAGGAGCAACCUGCAAAUGUGGCUGAGAGUGCUCCACAUGCCACUGCAAAGACUUACCAGGGUUUCCAGGCGAGUCAGUCCUACACAGACCAGCCUCACAGAGACUCACCCAAGGGUAGUGUCCUUCCUGAAGAGUCCCACUUAUCUACUUACCCCAAUGAAGGGACAUCAGAGGGCUGGGACAAUGAUUGGGAGGAGGAGAGUGACAAGAUGGCUGAGGGGGUGAGGGAGGCACCCACAUCGACUGCCAUGAGCGGGUACAGUGUGCAUGCCAUGACAAAGGAGUUGGCAGACCUUGCACUACAGAAUCACCCACCUGCUGAGGGCUCCUUUUCACUGUCUUCAGUCAGCGAUGGGUCCUACCGUCACCCAUCAACCAGUGAGACAUCCUGUCCUAAUUCUUCUGUUACAGAGGAUUCCUACUCUAAGUCCUCAACCACUGAAGAGUCCUACAUUAAGCCUUCAGCUACGGAUGAAUCUUACACUGCAUCCUCAACCACUGAAGAGUCCUACAUUAAGCCUUCAGCUACGGACGAAUCUUACAUCACAUCCUCAGCUACUGAAGAGUCUUACACUAAGUCCUCAGUUACAGAGGCAUCCUACACUACAUCCUCAACCACUGAAGAGCCCUCCACUCACUCUGCAGUCACUGAGGAGUCAUCAUCCACCUCAGCCACUAGUGAGGCACCCUACUUGCAUCACCCUGGGAACAAUGACUCCUACACCCAUCACACAGGGAGUGAAGGAGCUUCAUUCCAGCUCCAGUACAGUGACUUGUCUUACAGCAGGACCAGUGAAGACUCCUCACACCACCAUGCUCAAGAGGACCCCUACCAUCACUCGUCCACCGGGGAGGAGCCAGUGUACCACCACCAUCCAGCGCUGGGGGAAGACUACCACCACCACCAGGCAGCCAGCGAGGGAGGAUUCACCCACUUGCACUCAUCUACACGCCAACCACACAUGACCCACUUAGACCAAGGAACUGAGAGACCUGUAGCUAGGGACCCAGAGACACAGGCUCCAGUUCCUCUACACCAGACACCUCAGCCUCCUCAGCCUCCACCAUCCUCCACACACCUCUCCAUGUACCAACCCCCUCUCCCUUCCCAACCUACACUGGAACAUCCACCUCAACCCCACACCACAGCUCACCCAACCCAUGACCCACACAGGAUGAGGGAGGUACCCCAUGCCCACCACCCAUCCCCAUCCCCGAGUCCACACGCCCCUCCCCCUCACAUGCAUCACCCCUCCCCAUCACCAAGCCCUCAUGCCAUGCCCCCUCACACACACCGCCCAUCCCCCUCACCAAGCCCGCACACUGCACCCCCUCACCCACAUCACCCACACCACCCAUCACCAGCCCCGAGCCCUCACCAAGCCCCCCAUCCAGCCCCAUCUCCCAGUCCCCAUCACCCCGUGUCUCAGGCCCCCGAGGUCAAUCAAGAAGUUGCACCUCCCCCCCCUCACCCUCACCUCCAGCCAGCUGUGCCUGACCCCCUCUACUCAAGGAUACCAGAUGGGGCUUCCUCCAUACCCGAGGGGCCCACAGCCUUAACAGGAAUGGCCAGUGACAGGCAAGGUCAUGGCCAGGCAGCAGAGGUCCCGUGGCAGGCAGGGUCAGCGGGGGGUAGUGGCAGUGGCCCAGAGGUGUCAGCGGAGCACCAGUCCACCCUGCACCCUGCCCACCCCUCUCACCCGCCACACCCACUGGUGGAGCGACCCUCAUCCAACCAGUCGGCCCACUCGGUCCACUCUGUACACUCAAUUCGCUCCACCCACUCCGUUCACUCCACCCACUCGGCUCACUCCUCCCACUCUCUCGCGCUGAACCAGGAGGUGCCGCUGGAUGAGCAGGCCGAGAGAUGUGCUUCUCCUGCACUCUCAGGCCACCAGAGGGAGCAGGCGGGUGGGGCGGCGAGUGGUGGGGCCAGCAAGCCAGCGUGGGAAGGUGCUACUCCACCACCCACUCUCCCACAGCCUCCACCACAAGGCCCUGGCCCUCUUGGUGCUAUACAGAGCCUUAAGGCACGGAAAGGCAGCCCCUUCCAGCCCCCCACCAACAGGGACUUGGCUUCCAGCCCUGCCCAGCUUCAGAGCUACCAGUUCUUCACACCAUCUCAGGCUGUCGGAGGGGAUGCCAUGCCUGCCAAGCCUACUGCCGUCUAUCCAGAUGUGAGUGCCAACCUUGAGACACUGCCAGAUAACAAUGAACUCAUCAACAGUGCCACGGAGCAGUCCGGGCCGCCUCUCUGGUCCACGGUUGAUCCCAGAAUGGACAUCAAGCUGGCAGUGGCUGCUCCCCCCUCUGAGGCCACUCCUGCCCAGAUGCCUCCACCCUCAAACCCCAUCCCUGUAGUAGUGCCCGGGCUGAUGAAGGAGGAGAGGGUCGAGGAUGAUCCCACAUUGCCCCAGCAGCCUACUCAUGGCACUCACAGUGAGCCCCCAGCAGCCCACAGUGCCAGUCUGCCAGCUGGCGUAGCCAAGCCCAAGACACAGUCAUUCCUACCCAUGGCUGGGAGCAGCAGCCCCGCUCCGGCAGCGCUGGACCUCUCCAUGACCACCAGGCCCCCGCUAGAGACCACCACUGCAGAGGAUAGACCACAGGGGGAGAGGGAACCACCAAACUUCAGCCGUAUGGUUCCUGGGGAGUCGAGGAAAGGGGAGUCUGCCUUUGUGGCCCCCCCUGCCUUCCAGACCCCUGCCGUGGUGCCGUCCAUGCCCUCUGAGCGUGUGGUCACCGGGAACGACAACCCGCAGCCUGUGGUGGCGGUUGGGGUGAAGCAGGAACCUUCUGAAGUGAGGUCACCGCCUGAUGGCCCAGACACCAGCCGCCUCCCCAGCCAGGCGGCGCCGAUGGUGGUGCCCCCCGUGCGCAGCGAGACCAUAGGCUCCGAGGAACCCAAAGUGAGAAACUUCACGACAGGGAACUCCAGCAGCCGCUCAGACCUGUCUGGUGAGCGGGGUGAGCGAGGCGGCCGGUGGGAUCGUGACCACUCCAGGGACCGGGGCGGGGAGGCUGGAAGCCACCGCGUGGCCUCCGACCGCUACCGAGACCGAAGCCGGGAGAGAGGCAGCACCCGGGACUACUAUCGGGAUGACUCUCCACACAGCCGCCGCUCCUACGACCGAGACUACGACGACAGGCGGCGGUGGCGGACCCGGGACUCGGAUGAAGACGAGGACAGCGACCGAAGGUAUUAUGACUCCCGGGACAGGAGGGAGCGAGCGUAUCGGGACGAGAUGGACCGUUACAGCGAUCACCCAUCCAGGGAGGACGGCAAGGAGCGGAGGGACGGCAGUGGCAGCAAGAGGAAGGACUACAAGGACCGCUCCAAGGACGCCUACCGGUCUGGAGGAUAUGCUGAUGAUCCUUACUUUGGCAGCAGUGGCAGGGGCGACAGGUCUCAGCCCGUGUCCCGUUCUAGCAGCAUAAACAACCUUGACGAGGCAGACCCGCGCUCCUCCCACCAUCAUCGCUCCAUGCACCACCACCACUCCGACUACUACGACAGGAGGGACUCGCGCUCCAGGGACUCGGAUCCUCGGGACAGAGACACCUCCUACAGCUCCAGGGACCACAGGGAUUACUACUCGAGGGGCUGGGACUCGCGGGAUGCCAGGCGGGAUCACCAGCGUUAUUAUGGAUCUGCGAGGGGGUAUGAGGAAAUGUAUGAGCAGUACCCCCACUAUUACCAGUACAACCCGAUGCUGUACUACAAGGACUACUACCAGUGGGUGAAGCAGUGCCGCCAAGCCUACCAGUCCGAGUCCUUCUAUGAUGACCGCACCAGCAUCCACUCCGGCCGCUCCUCCGUCAACAACGAGCCUGAGAAGAGUGUCAGCAGUCCACGCCCGGCCUAUGACCCUUAUGGCUACUUUUACGGCCCACCCAGCCAGCCCCCAUUGCACUCCAGCCAGUUCCUCCAGGACUUCCAUGGGACCUCUGCCCUGGGACACUUUGAACCCUCCCCAAUAUACCCUGAUGGUUCCCUUUCCCAGCUCAAGUCCUAUCCCAGCGGGGAGCUGAGUGGGGUGCCGUCUGUGGCUGAUGAUGCCGUGAGUGAGGCAGCGCAGCGCAUGACCCCGUUACACUUUGGGAGGCCUCACAUCUGUGCUAAGUUCACACCCACGGGCCAGAUGGUGCUGGUGCUGCCCAAGGACCCGAGGGAUGGAGAGAAGGCAGUGGUGCAGCUGAGGGAUGUGCAGAAGAUGCUGUGCGUGGACCCGGCCGAGACCAGGGCCAUCAUGCAGAUGAAGAACUACCCCGGCCCACUGACCCUGUCUGACACCCACAAGGACGUGGUAAUGAGGCACUGUGAGCACAAGGCAGCCGAGGCGGCGAAGAGCCUCACCCUGCCGGACAAGGAGUCUGUCACGCUGAUCUGGGAGUACCUUGCCCUCCUGGUGAAGCAGAAUGGCAAGCUUUUUGGAAGUGACAUCGCUGGUCUGCUGCUGAAGGGGCGGGAAGUGGGCCCUCCUGCCACCCACCCAGCCACCCACACUGAGGAGCCCCCAGAGGAUGAGCCUACAGACAACAGCCCCCAGGAUGAAGGAAUAGACCUGCCCUCACAGCCCCCAGCACCUCCCCCAGCCAGAGAUGAAACAGCCCUCCUCAAGAAGUUCACCGAAUACCUCUGUUUGGGGCGCAAGAAGGAGGCAGUGGAUUAUGCCAUCCAGGAGGGCCUGUGGGGCCACGCGCUGGUCCUGGCCUACAAGAUGGAUUCCACCACACAUGCGCGGGUGCUGGCGGCCUUCAUUAGUCACAUUCCCCACACUGAUGUGGUCCUCACACUCCUCCAGCAACUCUCAGGGAAGAAGCCAGAGAUUACCAAGAACUACAGUCCUGAGCAGUGGGGUGACUGGCGCCAGCACCUGGCAGUCAUGGUCUCCAACCCCACCGGUGCCACCCACAAAGACCGUGCCUCCAUCGUGUUGCUGGGAGACGCUCUGGCGGCGCGGGGACAGCUGCAUGCUGCACACUUCUGCUACCUGGUGGCCGGGAUGGAAUGGGGGUCCUACGCCUGCAAGGACUCCAAACUGGUGCUGAUUGGAGCCUCAAACAACCUACCCUUCCAGGCAUUUGCCACCGUUGAGGCCAUACAGUGUACUGAGGUGUACGAGUUUGCCCGCUCCCUGGACGCCAACAACAGCCCCUCGCUAGACACCUUCCAAUCCUACAAACUGGUCUAUGCCCUCAGGCUGACUGAGUGUGGCUUCCCUGCUGAGGCCUUAAGGUACUGUGAGGUAAUCAGCCAGGCUGUGGAGAAGAACCCUACAACAUACAAGGUGGAGUUCCUCUCACAGGUUUAUGAAUUGGCCUGCCGCCUCAAGUACCAUGACCUGCACUACCAGAUGUACCAAGGAGAGGUGUCUGAGAUCCCAGAUCCCCAGUGGCUCAGCAAUGUGAGGGACGUCCUGGAUGCAGCACGUCAGCGAGAACACCAGCAAAUGAUGGAGCAUCAGGACACAGGGACACAGGACACGCACUCAUACAUGUACCAGCAGGACCAGGGGACAGAGAGUCUCAAUCAAACAAUUGCAGCAGAUCCAAGUUACUCCGUGGCGGACACUACUCAAAACCAUGUCCCCCACGUGGACCCACACAGUAUGAGCUACAGUGUUCCUGGGGGCCAGUCAUAUCAGCAGGUGGACCCAGCAUACACCAGCCAGGCCUCCCCUGAUGUGCUGGAUAGCUCCCACUACACUAGUAGCCCCCACUCCCCUAGUAAGGCCCCAGAGGCUGCUUCCAUGAACCCAGGCCAUCCACAUGGGGGAAUGGCCCCUCCUCAGGAGGAGGGACCCUCGGCUGUGGAGACCCCCAUGAUGUCCCAGCCCUCCCCUGAGCACUCCCACUACCCCCAGGACACCACCGGCUACCAGGCCUCCUACCAGCAGCAUGAGCCCUACCUCCAACCCUCCAGCCAGACACCCAACGGCUAUGAUCAAGGGAGUGGUGGAGGGGAGCAGCAGCAGCAGCAGCAGCAGCAGCAGCAGCAGCAGCAGAGCAUGAGCACCACCACCACACUCAGCCAGCCCAGCAGUCAGGGUGGCUACCCAGGCUACCAGCAGCAGCAACAACAGCAGCAGCCCUACCAGCCCUGGGGCCAGCCACAGCCCACAGAGGGAGGGGGAGCACCACCCCAGCCUGAUGCCCUCCCCUCCAGGUCCCCAGAGCCCUCAGCACCACAGGCACACCGGACGCCUGAGGAGGAGGCUUACUGGGCAGAAAUGUCAAAUAAAAAGGAGGACGAAGAGGAGUACGAUGAGUUUGGAGGAGACGUGUAUGAGUACGAGGAAGACUAUGAGGAGGAGGAGGUCUACGAGGAUGAGGCGCUGGUCAUGGUGGACGGGGCUCACCGCCAGCCUGCUGCCAACUUCCAACUCAGACACCGCCAUCGGUCUGCUCCCGUUGAUGUCUCGUCCUCACCAACACCAGACACCAACACCACUGCCACCACCACUCCUGCUGCCAGCAGGAGUGACACUCUUGCCUCGGUGGAGAUCAUGCAACCCAACACAUCCACCACUCCAUUAUCCUCUCCUCCUCCUCUUCUUUCUCUCCCUCCUCCUGCUCCUCUGCUGUUACAACCACCACCCACACAACCACCACCACCACCACCAGCGACGCUAGUGGGGGGUGCGUUCCAUCCAUCCUCGCCCCCUAACUGUCUGGCACCUCAGAGUGGAGGUGCCAGCAGCAACAGCAACAAGGAGCCAUCGCUGAAAGAGACCAAGGCGGAGGAGGACAAGAUGAGUGCAGGAAAGGAGAGUAAGGGUGCCAAUGCCAAGGGAGGGUGGUUCUCCAGUCUGCUGGGAUGGAAGAGCUCCACCCCACAGGCUGUCCUCCCUGAUGACAAGAACCCCAAGAUUGUGUGGGACAAGGACAAGAAGACUUGGAUCAACACAGAUGGCUCAGAGGAGACCACCACUGCUGUUGGUCCACCUCCAAAACUUCCUCCAGCCAUCAGGACCCCGCCGCCCUCUGUUGCCAGAAGUGGGAAUCGCAUGUCCCGUUACGUUGACCCUAUGAAAGACAAAGCCGGAGGGACAGCAGGAGGCACACAACCUGCCCCCAUGCUUCCCCUCAUGCCCAUGCCCUCUGUGUCUCCCUCCCUCAUGAUGCCCCAGCCCAUGCAGCCCUCACAGGACAGUGCAGAGGCAAGCAACAACCCUUCCCAGCCCCAGCCGCAGCCCCCACUCCAGCCUCAGCCCCUCCAGCAGCCCUCAGUCCCUGCCCCUGCCCCUGCCCCUGAGAUGGCUCAGAUGAGGCGCUCGCGAUAUAUAUCAGAAAGCUCCAUUGAUUUAGAGGAUGACUGGCCACCCGCCAAAACUGAGGGGAUGUUGAGUGAGGAGGGGGCAGGGGGUGCCGUGCCCAUGAUGGCACCGCCGAUGGGUCAGCCUCAGUUCUUUGACCCCUCCCAGUUCAGGCCUCCCUCCAGCAGCCCUGCCAACCCUGCACGACGUGCCGGCCCCGGCAGGAGAUCCUUCCCUGCCAACCGAUAGAGGAGGGAUGGCCCUUCCUUGCUCAGCAGGCCUUAUUACUACUUUUUGUUUUACUGUGAUCCAUGUCUGUUUAUUGUAGGUUUUAUUUGACUUUUUCCUACCCAGAUUAUUUGAAAUAUUUAUUGCAUAGAUGAUAAAAAAAGUACAUAUGUGAAUGGAAAACAAUGAAUCUGAUAAAAUGAUGUAUUGAGAGUUAUCCUGUAGCAUUAUCUAUAUAUAUCAACAUAUGUGUAUAUGGAGGUGAGUGUGUAUCAUACAUUGGAAAAUUGAACUAGAAUUUUAAUUUAGAGGGACAAAUGAAGAGAGAAUACAAUGUUUAUUAUUAUUAUUGUUAUUAUUAUGAAUAUAUUAUUAUUAUUAUUAUUAUUAUUAUUAUUAUUAUUAUUAUUAUUAUUAUUAUUAUUAUUAUUAUUAUUAUUAUUAUUAUUUUCAAUGUUAUUAUCAAUAUUAUUUUUGAGUUGUGAUGAGGGUGUCAAGAAGGGAAGACAUGACUCCUUGCUCAGUAUCAGCUUGGCUCCGCCCUUCGGCAGGAAAUAAUGUGCACACCUCAGUCACCCCUCAGGCAAAGACACCGGCACCCAGCAAACAUAAAUACACAGGCCAAUCGUAGCCUCUUAAAUGCAGUAGACUUAACAGUGCAGAGUUCAGAUAAUGAUGUUAUUCCACAUUGUAAAGUGUUUGGUUGUGGAGGAAGGGAACUGGCACUAUUGCUUGUGAUGGUUAUGGCUUGAGGAAUGUAAGGAAGCCAGAUUGAGUGUGUUGGGCCUGUGUCAGGUCAGGUCAGGUCAGGUCAGGUAUAUCUAUGUUGGUCGUCACCUUUCAUUGUGUUGUGAGGCAGAGGGUGUGUUGUAGCUGCGUCUCCUGACCCUAGUGAACCUCCUGUAAAGCAAUGAAUUCAUGUAAUCUGCUGUGUUUGGGAGAAAGUUCAGGUCAUUAUGUAUACUGAGCUGUUUUUAAUUAAUUUUUAUUUAGUAACAGUUCUAGUUAAGAGAGAGAACCACACAUCACACCCUCAGAGCCCUCAAUCACUUUUUUUGUUCCUUGUUAAAAUCAGUAGUUUUACCUACUUCAUUUACUUUCUGUUCAAAUAGUUUAGUAGUGAUAGGAAGAUACAAGUUCCACAGUGCAAUUUUAUAAUAUAUUGUUACACAGAAAUGUAUGUAAGGGAAGAUCUUAGUUUUCAUCACUUGACGUCAGGGUUGGUGAAAGGUUUUCAAGAGCCGAUGCAAAUGCAAUGCUUGUGCUGUAAUUAAUUGCAUUCAUGUUGCAUUUUAAUGAGGGUGCAGAUAUCAUUAGUGUCCUUCAAGUUAUCAGACUGAAAAGUCUUACCUAGGAUGAAAGGGAAGUGUAAAGUUUGUUGGGACACUAUUUUCAUUGUGUUGGUCCAUUGCUGUGCUGCAAACCUGUCACAAAGAGGGGUGGUUUUGCUCCUGCCCCUUGUGGGUGCAGACCUGUCUCUCCCCAGCAACAGUUCCUGAUGGUAUUGAUGAAAAUGUGAAAUGAUGAGAAAAGUAGGUGCUGAUGAAGCAAAAAAAAAUUGGCUUAUAUCUAUGCAACUCAUCACUGAAAGUUUAUUGAGAUUUUUUCAUGGAAUGCAUUCUUAACUUUUGUUGUGUUCAUCAUGAUGCCUUUUUUUUUCCUACCAUGGCUUCCUGGGAACAUGGAAGGUUGUUGCAGCUGAAAGAAAGUGAGGCAAUAGUGUGUGAUAUUUUGGCAAUGGAUGGCUGCUGCUGCUGCUGCCACCACUGCUGCAGGAGGGCAGGUGUGAGGUGCUUCUCCUUGGGUGGGGGAGACUUUCAUAUUUUAUACAUAAAAAAUAAAGUUAUCCUUAAAGUAACUUCAGACGAGUUUUAUAAUAUGGGAUUCGUGAUACUAGUUUAUCGUGAGUUCCUGUGGCGUAAUGAGUGGCGUGCUGUGAGGCAGGCCGCACCACAGUGACCACACCCCUCACAUACCUGUAAGCCACCCACUCAGCACCCUCUGUAGCUUGGGUUGACACUGUUAUCGCCCCCACCCGACCCCAUUAUACUCCCAUUCAAAGAGACUAUAGGACUGUCCCGUAAAUGUAUAAACUCUCACAGGAGCCAGAAGUGUACCUUGAUGAUUCUGGUGAGGACCUGGGGAGCACCGGCUGGGAAGCUGGUGCUGAAGAGUAGGUCGGCCGUGUACCGUUCAUUUCCCCUGUGCGUGUAGCCUCUUGAGUUGUUUGCAUACAUAGACCAGCUUGGGCCAGUGUGCUUCCUCUCCUCACAGUAGUUAUUAAAGGUUGGUAUGGGUAUAUUUAAUAUGUUUUGUGUACAUAUUGAUAUAUUAAAGUAUAGAUGGUUCCCUUCAUA